AUGGUACCGCUGGAGGAGGGACGUCAAGACCCCGGCAUAGACGUCGGCACCUCGACGGUGCCUGCCGAUGAAGUUGGUCAUGUGCCGUUCAUGCCUUCACCAACGCCGUCGCGGUGCCCGUCCGAAGUGUUCGCGCCCAUCUCGGUUGACGCCUGCGUUGGCACUGCCAUUAUCGGCUGCGCAAACCAACUGACCUCGACGGCGAUCCAGGUGUUCGUGCCCUUUAUCCUGGCCGGCUUCGGCUCCACCUUAGCUGGCAUCCUGCUCGACGUGGUCAAGGACUGGCCGGUGUACGUCACAGUGCACCAAAUAUUCGUGCUCAUUCCACCCUUGCUGGGACUCAACGGGAACCUGGAGCAGACCCUGGUCGCGAGGCUUAGCACCCAGGCAAAUUUGGGCAACCUGAACAGGGUUCGCGAGCAACUGCCCAUGAUAUUUGCCAACGUCGCCCUCUUGCAGUGCCAGUCGACAGUGGCGACAUUCUUGGCAUGCACACUCGCCGUCCUGAAGGGUCUGGCGAUCGACGGUCUCUGGGACCCUUCCCACAUCGCUGUCCUCUACGGUGGAGCGCUGGCCGCUGUCAACACUGCCAGUCUCUUUCUCAGCUUCGUGAUGUCCACCGUAGUGGUGAUAUCCACCAAGUGCGAAAAAAACCCGGACAACAUCGCACCGGCUAUUGCGGCAUCCUUCGGCGAUUUGACCACGCUGUUCCUGCUCUCUGGUUACUCGUCUUUCCUGCUAUACAAUCCGUACCUGGCGCCGCUGGUGGUCUUGUUGUGCUUGCUUCCGCUGCCAAUGUGGAUAGUUCUGGCCCGGCGCAACAGCGUGUCUCGAGAGGUGCUGCGUGUCGGAUGGCUUCCCAUUGUUGUCGCACUGACGGUCUCCAGCUUCGGUGGGUACAUCCUGGACUACGCGGUCAUCGCCUAUCCGCCAAUCGCUCUGCACCUGUCUGCCGUAAAUGCGCUGGGCGGCAACCUGGCGGCCGUGUUUAGCUGCAGCUUGUCCAGCUACCUGAACCGGCUGACGCCGUUAGGAGACAUACCAUUCGGGGAACGCCUCUGCGUGGGCCCCUUGCAGAUGUAUACCAGGGGGGAGAUGGCCAACGUGGCCUACGUGCUCGUCGGCGUCGUGGUGCCCGGCCAGACGCUGUUCGCCGUGCUCUCCAGGAUUCUGCGCUUCGGAAAGGUCUCCAUGACCAUCACGUUCUUCGCAGCCUACAUUGGCGCAUCUCUCGCGCAGGUGCUGGUCUUGCUGUACCUAGCGCGCCUCAUCGUGUACCGCCUCUGGAGCUGGGGCGUCGACCCGGACAACGCGGCCAUCCCGUGCCUGACGGGCUGCGGUGACUUCCUGGGCACGGGAUUUCUCACGAUGGCCUACGCGUUACUCUACUACAUGGGUGACAAGUCGUCCAUUCGCGAAGAAGAGCUGCCCUCCCACGUACGCGUGACCACUCAUCUCACUGCGCAUGCGUCGACUUCUACGAUAGGUUACAACGCCACCAUGGCCUAGCGAUGCCAAGGAUUUUGUGCCAAGCAGUGUGGACCAGCUGCCGUUGGAACGUUCAACGCCCCUGGUGUGCUUUUAUAUGUGACCACAGGCCAACUUUCUUGUGUCUUACUGUUUGCUGUAAUUUUAUAACGUUUAGCCUAUCUUCAUUCCGUCAGUGGCAUCUCGCAAAUGAAGUACCGUUCUUGCCCAUCAUGUUUAUGUGUUACUCUCUGCAUUUAGUGGAGCUUUACAUCGACAACGAAAGUAGUAUAUAUUACCAAACAAGGCAUCCUGGUGAGCAUUGGGCGAAUUAGAUGUGUUAUUCGUGCGAGAUUUCGGAUAUCAAAAUUCCUUACUGACAUUUUUUUUUUCAUUUUUACGUGCGAUGGUGCAAUCUGUGAGCACUAUCCACUGAUGGAUGUAAAUCUUUAUAUGACUUCUUGAGAUGCAUACCAUUUGUGGAAAGCUACAAUUGUCGAGGACGAUAGCAACAGUAUCAAAGGUAUGACGAAAAGUUGUUUUUUUAUGAAUUCGUGGUGCAUAAGACAAUGUCAUUAAAUAUCACAGCUUCAUAAAGCACUGCCCCGAUAUCAGUUCAAGUUACUGAGGGAAACAUCAAGGACUCAGAAAGGGUGAGCUCCAUCAGGAAAAGCAAUUUCUACGUACCAGUUAACCGUUAUCUGGAUGAACGAGAAUUGUAUGUUUCACUGCUUUCUAAAAUAUUUCAGUCGUAGCUAAUUUAUGUGAAUUGGUACUCACCGCACGACGCCACUACCUAUAUAAAUAAAGAUCAAGCAUAAAAAAAUCACACACUCAGUGAACGAGGUGAUUACCGCGUAAAACAUCUCUACCUUUUUAAUUUCACUGUAGUUAUCAUGGAACCAAUAUAUUUUUGUGUCGCUGUGGUGAUGUAACGCUGUGGACUUAUGAAUUAACGAAAAGCUAGCUGUAUAUUUCAGGGAGCGCACGAU
This is a messenger RNA of Rhipicephalus sanguineus (brown dog tick), 2459 nucleotides long. RefSeq names its product solute carrier family 41 member 1-like. Gene Ontology annotation, molecular function: monoatomic cation transmembrane transporter activity. Lineage: Eukaryota; Metazoa; Arthropoda; Arachnida; Ixodida; Ixodidae. The record is from RefSeq and is a predicted model, not a curated record. Gene Ontology annotation, cellular component: plasma membrane. Gene Ontology annotation, biological process: monoatomic cation transport.